GACGUCACAUCCACAAAACCGCGUGCUCCUGUCUGGUGCUCCAGCCAGUCAAGUUAGAAAACGUUAAAUUAAAGACAGACCGGAUAUGGACUGUCAAUUUAAAAAUUAAAAGCCACUUCAAGAAUUAACCGUAUGUCAAUAUACAGUUUCACGUCUACAUUUAAAUAAAAUGCGCAAAUAAAUUCGAAUUAUUUUCUUAUUUGAUUAUUAUAUUCUACUGUGAAUGUAAAAAAACAUCGAAAUUCAUUACAAACUUGACAUAUUUUGAAAACUUAAACAGGAAGUAGAAAGUAAUGCUGGUUUUUGAUGGAGGUAUAAGCUGCACUGCUACAGACUCAUUAGUUGCGAGAAACAUUUUACCGCACAAGCAAGCCCAUUUAAAAGGUAAAUAUAGCUUUAUUCUGAUUUUAACACCUUAUCUGUUAAGUUUUACUUAAAGAGUAGCAUUUGACCGUCGCUGUUUGUCUUGUCGUGUCUGAGGUCGCAGGUAGUUUAUCUUGUUUUUUGGCCACUAUGCUAAUAUUAGCUAAAUUAGCCCACAGGUUAGCCUCUCAAAUGCUUUAGUUGCGUUAGAUAGCACCUCAAAGAUGUAAAUGUUGUUUUUUCAAUUAUUACCAGUAAUUAUUAGUCAACGAUGAGAGUUUCUUCUAAUUAUUCUUAUUAUUAUUGUACACUUCAGUUAAUGGUAGCUGUCUUGUAGCUAAGGUGUGGAAAUGAGGAUUAAUGUUGACUCUAAAAUGACUCACUGGAUUUCAGCUGUUGCAUCUUUUUCUCUUUUGGUAAAACAGAGGACAACUCUGUUUGUUUGAUUGGUUCAAAUAUAUAACUUUAUGUUUUACAAACAGACAGAACACUAUGAAUCAGGAGAAGCUCGCCAAACUUCAGGCACAGGUCCGGAUAGGAGGAAAGGUAAGAGUUUACUAUCAUUUCUGACAUACUUUAAAAUCUGUUGACCUCUCUAUUGGUGCCAUCAUAGUGUUAGAAAAAUGUGAUUUAGUAGGAGGAAUCUCAUCUCUACCAAAGCCCCUAGUCUCGUCAUGUCAUUGGUCCAUUUGAAGUAGUUUGAUGGUAUUCAGCAUCUGCCAUGUCUGUCCUCCUGACCUCAGCAGUCCCUUUAUGGGGGCAUUGGCCCCUUCAUCUGUGGCCUCUGUGGCUUUGUUUUAAUUCAUUGUAAGGCCUUUAGCUACACACUAGGUGGCGUUAUUUGUUGUUUUUGCUGUGACAGUAACCUUGUGCUCUUUCAUAGUUGUAUUCCAUACUCAGACUUAAUCACAUUUACUUUGUUCUUGUUUUGCACAUGACUGUCACUCCCUGAUCUUGGUCACUUGUCAGAGAUUUUCUUGUGAACCUUUGUCACAGUUUAGUUUAAACAUCUGGAUAUGCUUAGACUCAUUCAGAGUUGAAGUUUUGGGCCUAUUUGAUUGAAAUAGGGGGCAGUAAUGUAAAAAUUAUGUGUUCGGGAAGCUCGUUUCCACUCGUGUGGAAAUUGAGUAUAGUAGUUGAAACUGCAUAAAUAGAGUGUUGAAUGGUUUUAAUUCCUUUUUAAGUUGUUCAGUGGUUUUCAAGUUCCACUGUCUUCCAAGUACCCUGUAUUUUUUAUUUUAUUUAACCUUUAUUUAACCAGGUUUGUCCCAUUGAGAUCUGAGGCUCUUAUUUGCAAGGGAGACCUGACCAAGAAUGGCAGCAAUACGUAGUUACAACAAACAGUCACACAGACUCAAUACAGAACAAAAAUGUGAGGAAACAUCAGUUAAAACAGAGACAUUCUGAGAGUUUGUACUCCAGAUUUAAAAACAGUCAAAGACACCAAGUUUUGCAGCUUAAAUUCAGUCUGCAGAUUAUUCCAAGAACCUGAAAACCUUCUUUCCCAUUUCAGUUCGGACUCUGGAGACAACAAACUGUAUAAAUCUCAAUGAUCUCAGGUUGUGUAAUCCGUCCAUUAAGAUGAAUAAGGAGGAGAGUUAGUCCGGAAUUUUUCCAAGAAUACCUUUUGUAAAUGAAAACGUACUAAUGACCGAACUUUAUUCUGUAACUUUAUUCCUCUUUACAAAACCAUAAUACCAAUAAGGUGCUUUUUUACUCAGUAAUAGUAUCAUUUCUUAAACUUGGAGGGCAGAAAUUCCCUUUUCUUUUAAGGAAAAAUGCUUCAGGAAGCAAAUAUUUUGCCACAUCAAUUAACCACUUCCAUCUUUUUUAUUUUAUUAGAAUUUGAAAGAAUUUUUUAAAGAAUACAUAAAAGUUAUAAGCCUUUACUGCAAGGAUAGAUUUAGAUUUAGAUUUUCCUUUAUUCAUCCCUCAGUGAGGAAAUUAAGUCGUUGACAGCAGCGGUACACACAACAUACACAUUCAUAAUGGAAUACAAAAAACAAAUAAAUAAGAUAAAGAACUAUGGUAAAAAAAAGACAGAGCAGCGCAAUCGAAGAACAGUAUUAAAGACAAGUAUGAGAAAAGGAAAGAUCAGUUCCAACAAAAAACAGGUGUGGAUGUGAUGAUUGAUAUUGAUAUUGCACAUGAUUAAUAGGACAAUAAACAAGGUAGGAAAGUGGAAAGAGGGUGGGGAAUAAUCUACAAGCCGGUCUUGAACCUAGGCCACCUAUUGCAAAGACUGUAACCUCUGAACAUGGAGUGUGGGAUCAAACCACAGAGCUGUACAGGCCCCAGAGGAAAAGGGGAUUGCUUUGAUAUGUGACCUUGAGCAGGAUCUUCUUUUCUUUUUGAUGGCCAGCAGACAUUUCCUUGGCAAAAGUAGCAUAAAGCCGCUCCUCACGGCAUAGUUAGGGUUGUUUUUUUGUUAACUAAUGCAGAAGUGCUGCAGCCAAGCUAGAAAUAAGUUACUGAAUCCAAACAUGAGUUGAACGGACUCAAAAACAUCUGACUUGACAUAAUGGCGUUGACACACUGGGUAAUUGGGCGAACUAACCCCCCUUUUUCCUUCCACACCUGUUCUUUCCUCAGGGAACGGCACGCAGGAAGAAAAAGGUUGUUCACAAAACAGCAACAGCUGACGACAAGAAACUCCAGGGCUCACUGAAGAAACUGGCAGUGAACAACAUCGCAGGCAUAGAGGAGGUGAGCUAUCAAAGGGAAACGAUCAGCAGUGUUGUUCUGAAGCUGUGCCGUUUUAACUUCUUUUUUUUUUUCCUUUCCGACCGGGAGUGUGGAGAGGAAAGAUAAAAGACGGGGAGAGCCUGACUAAAGCGUUUCCCAAUCAUUUCAUCUGUUUUAUUUUUAGGGUACUUUUAUCUAACACGCUCCCAUAACAGGUUUCAGAUUAAAAAGGAAAACUGAGCAGGAAAGCAGAGAAAAUGUGAGGACAAGAUACGAAUCUGGUGCUCAAAACACAACCUAUGUUCUGGCCCAGUUUAACCUUUUUGAAUUUUAUACGCAGGGUUAAGAUUGUUUAUUUUUACACUGUAACACUCUAAGGUCUGAGGAUUGUCAUGUUGUUGUCCUUUGAGAAGAAAUUAUUUCCUUUUGACAAAUUAAUACCUUUUUAAAACCCACCUUCUUUUCUCUAAACUGUAAUUUAGGUGUUCAAGGUGCAAAAACUGGCUCAAGCUCCAACUGAGUGUCUCUUAUUAUUAUUCUCUCUCUCAGGUGAACAUGAUUAAAGAUGACGGUACAGUCAUCCACUUCAACAACCCCAAAGUGCAGGCGUCUCUGUCUGCAAACACCUUCGCCAUCACAGGCCACGCCGAGACCAAGCAGCUGACGGAGAUGCUGCCCGGCAUCCUGAGCCAGCUGGGAGCCGACAGCCUCACCAGCCUGCGCAAGCUGGCGGAGCAGUUCCCACGGCAACGUGAGUGUACACAUACACGUUUAAAACACUCAAAGUCACAAUGUCAGGGUUCUCUGUGGUCGUGUAAUACCAGGGAUAUUUUUAGAAGUUUGAGUCAUCAGAUUUUUUUGAGACGUGGGGUGAGCAGGAAGGGUUGAUGUGGUGACAAAAAAGAGGGUCGACUGUUAAACCAGAGGAGCAGAGGUCCUGCGCUGACAUCGAAGUGACCAUGACAGUAAAAGGCAGCUGGACGGUGUUGAAUCUGCUCAACACAGAAUCACACAUUUGCAUAUGCUGCCUUUUAACAUUUAGUGUACUUCUGCAGAUCUGCUUUGUACUGCACAGUCUGUUUGUUUGUUUAAAAUCCCAGGGGAGACGGCGGAGGAUGGAUGUGUAAAUGUGACAAAGAAACUGGUUAGUGUAGCAGCGAAAACUGGAGACGACAACAGGGACUGAGAUGACAGAAGAAAAACUGUGAAGGAAAACUAACAUUAGGAUUAAAACGAACAGUCAUCAUAGCCAGUUCACUGUUUGAGCAUCUAUGAGAUCGUGCUUGCUCUUCCACAGCAGACUGCAUCCUACCUUGGCAUGACGGUCUUGAAACAGCUUGAUUUCUGGUGUGCAUGUGGACAGAUAAGGCCGUGUCAUAAGAAGUGCAUCUCACAUGAUUUUAUCUGUGAGCCGCAGGGAUCUCAGCCAAAAAUACACUGAAAGACGAUAAGUUGAGAGCUGUAUCCGCUCUGUUAUCGGUUCUGUCUAUAUCACAAGUAUGAGAAAUAUACUGUGAUCGUACAUCUGGAUUGAUUAUCAGAGUACAGGCCAGAUCAGGUUUUUUUUUCCUAUGAGAGAGACCCGCCGUUUUUCUACACUGUUGUCACACAAGAGACUAUUCUCACAUCAGCGACGUUUUCCCUUCCGGCGAUAUUGCGGCAUUUAUUUUUUCCGAUAGCAGUCAAUUUUUUUUUAAAGUUUCUCAUACUGCUUGUCCACUUCUGACCAAUCAGAUUGCGUGUUGUUGCAAUGAAGAUGAAAUUGAUUUUCUAUUUCAUGUGAUUUGCAGCAAUGGACAUGAAAGCAGUCAAGGAGGAAAUAGCAGAAGAAGAGGACGACGAUGUACCAGGUAGAGACGCUGAUAAUCGUUCAUAUAAUAACUUUUACCAUAUUUUUGUGAACCUGCUUCAAAACCUCUCUCUCAUUUUGUUUUUUCUGUCUGACAGAUCUCGUGGAGAACUUUGAUGAAGCCUCAAAGAAUGAAGCAAACUGAACCCUUUUUUCCCCCCUCCUCUCCUGUCAAGUGUUUUACUGUUUACCUCUUACGGACUCACAAAGGGCGUUCCCUCUUGUGGGGUUGUUAAAGGUUCAGCGCAUCAUCUCCUGAGACGUGAAUCACUCCUGGUCAGGCUGUUUCAACAGCACAGCAACAUGCAGAUACAGCAGGUUUUGAUAUCAAUCAAUCGUGAUAUCACGGACACAAAUUAAUGCUGCCUCCCAGCACCUAAAGGACUCAAAAUCCUUCAUAUAAAAGGUUUCUACAUGAUUAAAUGUGGCUAGUAUUUAAGAGAUUGUUUAUGAAGUUACAUUUAAAGUGAAUUAGUAGUUCACUUUACUUAUAGUGGUGAUUUAUGAAUUUAAUAAAGCAUUUUUGGGCAACUUA
This is a messenger RNA of Xyrichtys novacula (pearly razorfish), 5432 nucleotides long. NCBI's taxonomy places the organism in Eukaryota, Metazoa, Chordata, Actinopteri, Labriformes, Labridae. The record is from the annotation of a GenBank genome assembly.